AUGCCUGCACAUGAACUCACAUUGAUGGCUCACUACAGUCAGAAUCUACAACUCACUAUCCAUCCCACGACCAUGUCUGAAAUGCAAGAAAAUCCCACACCUGUUGACCAAUCCUCACCAGCUAUCGCAUCGACCAUGUCUGAUGUGAAGGAAACCCCAACCGCUCCUGACCAAUCCUCAUCAGCUAUCCCAUCGGUCACGUUUGAUGUGAUAAGAACCAUUCCUGACCUCGACAAAUCUCCACUCUCAAUCGCCCAGGCCACCAAGGAGAUGAAGCGACCUCCCCCCAUCGACACCACACGUAACUCCACCAUCGACAUUGCAAAAAUCACCCCACCAGGUCAGACCGACAAGUUUCCCAAGGAGGCUUUAGGUACCUACACCCCCAAAAACGCACCCGUGACAGACGCCAUGAUCGAACGCACCUACCAAAGCAUUCUCCGAGGGGACUUCGGUAUCGACCUCAAUGCUUUCAAGCCCGACGAGAACGACCCGGAUUACGAUGUACGAAGGCACUUGUCGUUGGUGCAGCUGGCGCUAUUGGCGACGAUGCAGGACGACCACCAGGAAAGGAUCAUCGAGGCCAUCCGCGAUGACGCCGAGGGUAGUGUCUUCUGGAAGGGACCUGGUAGUGAGGAUGCUGGGAUCGGGUGGCGGAAAGAUGAUGAGGAGUUCAAGGCUGAGAUCUGUAGGCAGCGUUGA
Alternaria ventricosa is the source of this 702-nucleotide messenger RNA. RefSeq lists its product as uncharacterized. The transcript is spliced from 2 exons. The coding region runs from base 1 to 702 and encodes 233 amino acids. Lineage: Eukaryota; Fungi; Ascomycota; Dothideomycetes; Pleosporales; Pleosporaceae. The record is from RefSeq and is a predicted model, not a curated record.